Messenger RNA from Ixodes scapularis (black-legged tick), 198 nucleotides. RefSeq names its product antimicrobial peptide ISAMP-like. The record is from RefSeq and is a predicted model, not a curated record. Lineage: Eukaryota; Metazoa; Arthropoda; Arachnida; Ixodida; Ixodidae. Bases 1 to 198 code for a protein of 65 amino acids. The transcript is spliced from 3 exons.
AUGCGUGUACUCGCCAUUGUCAUCGUAUCUCUGCUCCUUUUACAAAGCACCUACUAUGUUGAGCCUGCGCCUACGUGGCAGCCCCAUCCAAACAGACCAAAAUGUGAAAGACCUUGCAAACAACCUCAGGAAUGCAAGGCACCCUGUAAAAGAUGCAACAACGGCUGGUGGGGUGACAGUCUGUGCAAAACAAGAUAA